Molecule: messenger RNA, 2874 nt
Organism: Tetrahymena thermophila SB210
Lineage: Eukaryota; Ciliophora; Oligohymenophorea; Hymenostomatida; Tetrahymenidae
Product: kinase domain protein
Exons: 9
Biological process (GO): protein phosphorylation
Molecular function (GO): ATP binding; protein kinase activity
Source: RefSeq, a predicted model, not a curated record
UUUCCCAAUUCAAAUAAUUAGAAAACAACUUAAUUAAUUUUAAGAAAUAAUAUUGAUUUUUAUUGAAUUUAAACCUAAAUUAAUUAUAAUAUAUAUGUAUAGUACCCUAGGGUAUUGCCUUAUCAAGGCUAUACACAGAAAUUUUAUUUAUCACCAAAAUUUAUCAUAAAUAAAAAUCAAUUAAAAAAAAAAUGGCUUAGAACUAACAAUUUCAAAUAUAUUUUUAUUUCAUUUUAAACUCAUUAAUAAGCAAACCGCUAGAUUUUAAUUAGGCGUUUGGCUAUAUUUAUUUAUUCAUUCAUAUUUUUACUAUAACGAAGACAUAAAUAAAUUUUAAAGGUUAAUACCACCCAGUUUAAAAUAGAAAUUUGAUUUUAUAGUCAAUUACUUAAAGGAUGACUAAAAAUUUAAGUUUUAGGCUUCAUUACUUUUAUGUAUUACUUAAGCUAUGAAUUGUUAUUUUGUUUUCUUUCUUUCUUUCUUUCUUUAUUUUACACACACUAGUCUGCCAAUUUUAUUGAUUAUGUCAUUUCGCAUAAUUUUGUAAUCGAGAUGUGGCAAGUUGGGAUAUUUAAAUCAUAUUUAUAAUAUGAUCUAAUAUUUAGUGCGUAUUAUUACAAUUUUUAUCAAAGAAAAUUUUUAAUUAUCAAAUAUUCUUUUAACACAUAAUUUAAUUAAUUUACAUCAGAUCUAAACAAAAAAAAAACCUUUAAAAACUUAAGGGAUACUGUUUAUAGGCAUAUAAUUAAUUAAUUAAAUUAAAUUUGUUAGAAAAAAAAAUUGAAAUAUUAAAAAAUGGAUAUAAUGAGCUAAAAUCUUGUAGGAUCCUAAGAAGCUAAAUAUAAGCUUGCUUUGCAUCUUCAAAAAAGGAAAAAAAUCAAAGAGAUGUAUAGAAUGAAAGGUGUCUAAAUGCUCGAUAAGCCUGAGUUAGUCAUUUCUGAUAUCUAAGAACCUAAUAUAAAGCCUUAAUAAGAUUCAAUUUACUAGAUUAUGAAAAGCGAAUUAACUUAAAAAGGCUACUCUGAUUUUAGGUUUUUAGGUCAGGGAGCAUAGGGAUUAGUUUUAUUAGCAAAAGAUCCAAAAACUAAAAUAAGGUAUGCCAUCAAAGGUGUUUAAAUUAGAGAUACUCAAGGAAAACUUGACGAAGAUCUUAACAAUGGAGUGAAAAAAGAAAUAGAAAUACUCAAAAAAUGUAGAGAUUCUCCUUAUGUAGUCAGUCUUAUAGAUUAAUUUGAAGGAUAAUAAUUUAGUUACUUAGUUCUAACUGAAUGUUAAGGAACUCUCAACUAAAUUUUAGAAAGGAACUAAAACAAAAGACUGAAUGAAAUAUCAGCAAUCAAGUAUGCUAAUGACAUUGCUCAAGGUCUCUACUACAUUCACUCGAAGAACUGCCUUGUUAAUGAUCUGAAAAUGGAUAAUAUCUUAAUUGACUAUCAUGGAAAUGCAGUUGUUUCUGAUUUUGGUUUGGCAGAUAACCUAGUAAACAAAUCUGGCUAUGCUAUCAAUCAAUAUAUGGGAAACUUCUUGUGUCAAGCACCAGAGUGUUAUGACCCAUCUGUUUCAUCGAUAGGUAAGGUUUAUCAUGAUGAAUAUUAAAAAUUAGGUGUCACUGUGAAACAAGAACCAAGCAACAGAAGUGAAGCAUAUUCUUUAGGAUAUCUAAUAUAUACACUUGUCUAGGGAAUAGAUUUUAAUUUAGUAUCAAAUAAGCACAAACCAUUAAAUUAUGAUGAUGAAUUUUAAAAUUUUGUUUAUCACAAAUAGCUUAAAUAUAUUAUUGAAGGAUUAACUAAUUUUGUUCCAAGGGAUAGAAUGCCUAUUAAAGAGGCUUUAAUUAUUUUAAAGGGAAUUAUUUCAUUUGAAUUUAAGUUAGAUGAAAUGCUUAUUGAGAAGAUAGAUGAAAACACUCAGCAGUUCACAAGUUCACUCUAAAAUUAAAAUGAAAUUGAGUUUGUUAGAGAUUUGUCAAAUAAGUUUUACCCAAUCAUUUAAAAUGAACAGACCUUAAACUAAGAGUUAAAAGAAGAUCAUCAAAAAAGACAAUAUGAGGCAAAAAUAGAAGAAGUAUAGAAAACAAAUCUCUAACUAAAAUAAACAAUUAAUGAAUAGGAAUAAACAAUUCAAGAUUUAUACACCCAAUUAGAAUAAUUUUAAGAAAAAAAAUAGGAAAAGAAAGAAGGAUUCACAAAAGAAAAAGACUAACUGUAAAUUAAAAAAUAAGUUUUUAAUAAAAAUAUUAUGAAAAAGAAAGUAUAGGCUAUUCAUCAAUUAAUUUAAUUCAAAAAAAUUAAUUAAUUUAAUAUUAUUAAAAAUAGCUUGCAAUUAAUUCUUUUUGAAAAUUAUUUAUUCACUUAAGAAUUAUUUAUCAUUUACUUUAAAAAAAUUAAUGGCUUAUAAUUUAUUUAAAUUAAAAAAACCUUUUUUAAUCAAUCUUCCAUUUAAAAAUUCAUUAGAAAGUAAAUUCCUUAAAUUACGAUUGUGUAUUUAUUUAAUCUCAUAUUUCAAUAGCAAGUAUAUUUAUUAUUCUUUAAUUAUUUUUCUCCUUUUUUAAUUUUUUUAGCACUCAAAAAAGAUGUAUUUUUUUACAACCAAUUUUAACAUAUCCUAAAUUUUUUAAUUUAAAAGGAAGUAAAUAACUUUGAAAAUCAUGAUGAUAAACACAUAAUCUUAUUCUUUUAGAGGGUUAAAUUUUUAUCUAUAUAUAUCUAUUGCUUAGUUCAUCUAUUUUUCUAAUAUAGAUUGUAAUCACUCGUCCUUUCCUUAAAAAAUACUAAAUUUACUUACAUAAUCAAAAUAGCAUGUAAAGAUUUUAUCAUAAAAUGCUCAAGUUAACUUUCAUAUUUAAAAUAGACUGUAAUUAAUAUUUUAGAAUGA